CGUCCUCGUGCUCUGCUAUGUGAGCCGGCAGCUGUGCCAGCAGCACGAUGCGGGCACCGCCACGGUGCGCACCCUGAAGCAGCACCAAGUUUAUGUCCGUACCAACGCCACGGCCUGGGUGGAGGCGCGCUGGGGACAGCAUCUGGAGCGCAGCCCCAACAUCACGCUGCACCUCGACGAGGCCGUGAAGCUGGAUCCCCCUUCCCAUGGGAUGUCCUUCACCAAGGCCAAUGGGCGCCUGGAGCUGAGGCUGCCGCGGCCGCAGUGUCACCACAAGGAGCGGCCGCCGCCACGCAGGGAGGCUCGAUUCCGCCGGGUGGGUGAUGGCAGCUGGAUGCAGGUGAUGUGUGAGACAGGGAAGGGUGAGGAUGGAGAGGAUGACCCAGUGACCUGCGAGCUGGGGGGAACCGCUGCCUUCGAGGUGCAGCUCCGGCACAGGACGCAGCACUGGAGCAGCCACUGGAGCGACUGGAGCCCAUCCAUCUUCAUCCCCGAGGAGAUCCUGGAGAGCCCCGCACUGAGCUUCAGGCUGGGACACCUCGGGAGAAACGGGCAGAGGCUGCUACAGCUGGGCUGGCAGCGCGCCAGCGCGGCACAGGGGGACGUCAGCUACACCCUGCGUGCCCACAUGCCGGAGUGCAGCUGCGCCGAGGAGGACGAGGUGGUGCUGGGGGCAGAGGAGACAGAGUACAACCUCACGCUCUGCGGGGCUGCAUACGAGAUCGUGCUGACGGCCACCAACGCCGCAGGAAGCAGCCCUGCACGGCGGCUGCAGGUGCCGGUGGAGCAGCACACGGAGCUCAGCUUCCAGAACAUCAGCUCUGUGGGCACCAUGGUGAUCGCACGCUGGGAGGCACCAACGCGAGGCUUCGCCUUCUGCUUUGAGCGGCAGCGGACGCCGGGAGCCCCACAGCCGGGGCGCUGCGUGCAGGAGGAGUUCCUCGCACGCAGCUCCCACUGGCAGGCAGGGCCGCUGGAAGCGCCGGCUUGUUACCGGCUCGCCGUGCACGGCCGCGGCGCAGAGCAGGACUGGGCCACCUUCGCUCUGCAGCAUCACUUCGUCGGCAACACCUCGUUGGCCGCCUCUGUCCGCAUCAACGCCAGCGCCGAUGCCGCCGUGCUGCUCUGGGAGCCGUCCCUACGCGCUGCUUGCCCCGGGGCGCUGCUGGGGUACCGCGUGUGCCACGCUGCUGAAGGGGACAACGUGACAUAUGGCGACGUGGACGCAUCAGCAUCGCGAUACGCGCUGCGAGACCUGAAACCAGGCACCGCCUACAGGGUGGGCAUCCAGGAGGUGGCGGCGGGCGGCGGGGGCACCUGCAGUGCCCGGUGGCACUUCCAGACCACGGCGCUGGGUAACGGUGGAGCGGUGUGGAGCUCCAACCUGAAGUACCUGGGCAUCUCGCUGGGGAUCCCAGCUGCCGCCCUCAUCUACCAGCUGAGCAAGAAGAGGCUCCACGGGAUGCUCUUCCCUCCCCUGCCCAAACCUACCGGCAGCGAAGCCCUCCGGUUCUCAGCCAGUGAGAUGAGCCAGGUGAGCUGCAGUGUGCGCCCUGGGAUGAGCUGUGAAGCCGAGACCUCCCAGCACAGUGCUUCUUCUCCCCAACAGAACAAGCCCUGGAAGAGCUUCCUGGAGCCCUCGGAGCAGCUCAGCCCCGGGGAGUUGCUGGUAAUGGAGCUGAGCCCUGAAAAUGAGGCAGCCGCCAGCACGCGGCCCCACACACCACAGCUCAGCCCCGAAGAACCGAUGGAGCCACUGCAGCCACACUGCAAGGUGGAGCUGCCCUUCACGUACCGGCGGCAGGAGGUGCUGGACCCGGAGCCAGGGGGGUCAGGGGGGCUGGGGGAGGUCCCCACCUGUGGCCCCACAGCUGCAGAGGAGGGCGCAGGGAGCUGGGGGCUGAGCCAGGCGCUGCCACCUCUUGUGCUGCUCAAACCCACCUCCCCACAGGAUCAGGAGGGUGUGGGGCUGCUGCAGGAGAAGGCGGUGCCUUAGGGAUCCCAGGGAUGGGGGACAAAGCGGGUCCCUCAGACAGCGAGGGGGUGAUGCUGAGGGCCCGGGAGGGCUGAUGCUGAGCAUCCAGGUGUGAUGCUGAACGCCCUCCCCAAGGCCCUGCGGGCACUUUCCUGGGGGUUUCUGAUUUCCAGGAACACUGCUGCAUUGCACAGGGCCGGGACCCAGUGAGGCACAGUGCAGCCCAAAAUAAUGAGGGCAGGAGGCUGCGGGCUCAGCUCCCCCUACGGGGGUGGGGAUGUUUCCUUGGGCACGAGGAAGCUGCUUUGGGAGCACAUCAGAGUGAAGACUGCAUCCCUGCCCCCGUGGGAUGGGGGCACAGCCAAGCCCAGCGCCGAGCACUGAAACACCAGAGUGUAGAAGUAAAGAAAACCA
Molecule: messenger RNA, 2389 nt
Organism: Centrocercus urophasianus (Greater sage-grouse)
Lineage: Eukaryota; Metazoa; Chordata; Aves; Galliformes; Phasianidae
Gene: IL12RB1
Product: interleukin 12 receptor subunit beta 1
Exons: 13
Coding region: 212-1996 (594 amino acids)
Molecular function (GO): protein binding
Source: RefSeq, a predicted model, not a curated record